Molecule: messenger RNA, 1647 nt
Organism: Oncorhynchus keta (chum salmon)
Lineage: Eukaryota; Metazoa; Chordata; Actinopteri; Salmoniformes; Salmonidae
Exons: 4
Coding region: 1-1647 (548 amino acids)
Source: RefSeq, a predicted model, not a curated record
AUGUCAACUUCAGUCUGUCGACGUGCUACUGACGAGGUCUGUCGAACGGCUACUGAGGAGGUCUGUCGACGUGCUACUGACGAGGUCUGUCGAACCGCUACUGACGAGGUGCUACUGGUGAGGUCUGUCGAACCGCUACUGACGAGGUCUGUCGACGCGCUACUGACGAGGUCUGUCGACGCGCUACUGACGAGGUCUGUCGAACCGCUACUGACGAGGUCUGUCGACCCGCUACUGGCGAGGUCUGUCGAACCGCUACUGACGAGGUCUGUCGAACCGCUACUGACGAGGUCUGUCGAACCGCUACUGACGAGGUCUGUCGACGCGCUACUGACGAGGUCUGUCGACGCGCUACUGACGAGGUCUGUCGACGCGCUACUGACGAGGUCUGUCGACGCGCUACUGACGAGGUCUGUCGACGCGCUACUGACGAGGUCUGUCGACGCGCUACUGACGAGGUCUGUCAACACGCUACUGGGGAGGUCUGUCAACACACUACUGGGGAGGUCUGUCGACACACUACUGGGGAGGUCUGUCAACACACUACUGAGGUCUGUCAACACACUACUGGGGAGGUCUGUCAACACACUACUGAGGAGGUCUGUCAACACACUACUGAGGAGGUCUGUCAACACACUACUGGGAAGGUCUGUCAACACACUACUGGGGAGGUCUGUCAACACACUACUGAGGAGGUCUGUCAACACACUACUGAGGAGGUCUGUCGACACACUACUGGGAAGGUCUGUCAACACACUACUGAGGAGGUCUGUCAACACACUACUGGGGAGGUCUGUCAACACACUACUGAGGAGGUCUGUCAACACACUACUGAGGAGGUCUGUCGACACACUACUGGGGAGGUCUGUCGACACACUACUGGGGAGGUCUGUCGACACACUACUGGGGAGGUCUGUCGACACACUACUGGGGAGGUCUGUCAACACACUACUGAGGAGGUCUGUCAACACACUACUGAGGAGGUCUGUCAACACACUACUGAGGUCUGUCAACACACUACUGGGAAGGUCUGUCGACACACUACUGGGGAGGUCUGUCAACACACUACUGAGGAGGUCUGUCAACACACUACUGGGGAGGUCUGUCAACACACUACUGAGGUCUGUCAACACACUACUGGGGAGGUCUGUCAACACACUACUGAGGAGGUCUGUCAACACACUACUGGGGAGGUCUGUCAACACACUACUGGGGAGGUCUGUCAACACACUACUGAGGAGGUCUGUCAACACACUACUGAGGAGGUCUGUCAACACACUACUGGGGAGGUCUGUCAACACACUACUGGGGAGGUCUGUCAACACACUACUGAGGAGGUCUGUCAACACACUACUGAGGAGGUCUGUCAACACACUACUGGGGAGGUCUGUCAACACACUACUGGGGAGGUCUGUCAACACACUACUGAGGAGGUCUGUCAACACACUACUGAGGAGGUCUGUCAACACACUACUGGGGAGGUCUGUCAACACACUACUGAGGAGGUCUGUCAACACACUACUGAGGAGGUCUGUCAACACACUACUGAGGAGGUCUGUCAACACACUACUGGGGAGGUCUGUCAACACACUACUGAGGAGGUCUUCUAGUCAGAGGUCAGGGGUCAGGGGAACGAGUGUGAGCUGA